UUAUUAUCAUCAUCUUUUAUGACAAAUCUUGAUUGCUAAGCAACCAAACAAACAAAAACAAGAUGUAUCGAUUAUUGUUAAUCUUAUAAAUUGGUGUUCAUUAUCAUUGCUUAUGUUCUUUCAUCAUAUCAAAUCAAUCAAACGAUAAUAAGCUGCCUUAUAUGAAUAUUGCUCAAAUUGAAUCAAAUUAUAAUGACAAUGAAUGAUAAUGGUAAUGAUGAAUCAAUCUUGAAAUUAUUUCAAGAAUAUAAAAAAUUUUGCCAUAAUAAAAUUAACGAUCAAAAUUCGACCAAAGAUGAAAAAAUUUCAUUUAUGAAUAAAAUUAUCAAUAAUCUAUUUGAUCAAAAUGAACAAUUGAUUGAAUUGAUAAUCGAAACCAAACAAAAUGCUGAAAUUAAAUCAAUGGAAAUGAAUCGAUUUAUGUUGGAAACGGCAACAAAAACAAUCGACAUAGGACAUGCACUGUCAUCUUACGAGCUAGAAAUGAAACACUUUACACAACGAAAAUUGCCUCAAUAUUUGAAUCUAAUCACUUUACUUGAUGAUCAAUCGAAUUGUUUGAAUGAUUUUGAAAAGGAAAAUAUUCAUCUUCGAAUGGAAAAUAAAUUGCUAAAUGAUAAUAUUGAAUCAAAGAAUAUUGAACUCGAACAAUAUAAGAAUAUUGUUGCCAAUUUGAUCGAUCAUAAUACAACUAAUGAAAAUAGUCUGGCUAUUCAACAAUCAACAACAGUUUCAGAAUCAUCUUUAAUCGAACGAUUUAACGGUAAAAAGUUGGCAGAACAAAAAAUGACAAUCGAUUCGAUGAUUUGUGCAUCAAUAAUCGAUGAGCUAAUCAAUACGGUUGAAAAUGAACAAGAAGAAACGAAUUAUUCAGAUGAUUCAACAACAACAACAUCCGAUGCAACAACCAUUGAUCAAUGGUUUGAAUAUUCAGAAACGGAAUUUGAAAAUGCUUGGUGCAAUAUUCUAAUGAAUUUUGAUAAUAACAAUAAUCUUUAUUCAUAUAAAAUGAAUGAUUGUCGAAUUUUAUCCUUAAUGUCAAUCAUGUUGAAUGAGAUUGAACAUAAAAAUACUGUGAUAAAUGUAAUGAAAAAUGAAUCCUGCCAUAAUCGUAAAAAUUUUUUAGAGCUUCAUUAUCGUUUUAUUGAACGUGGAUUACAAAUGUUAAAAUUUUUGAUAAAACUAAUCGAUUUGUCACAAGAAAAUGAUGAAUUCAAAUCUAAUUUACCAAUGAUACAAACAAUGGCCAAUAAUAUUGAAAAUGAAAUCAAAGAAAUUGUUCAUUAUGAAGAAACAUCAAUCACUAUUUGAUGAUUCGAAAACAAAACAAUAAGAUUGUUAAUUUUAUUGAGUCAAUUUUUUAAAC
Dermatophagoides pteronyssinus (European house dust mite) is the source of this 1366-nucleotide messenger RNA. RefSeq lists its product as uncharacterized. The record is from RefSeq and is a predicted model, not a curated record. NCBI's taxonomy places the organism in Eukaryota, Metazoa, Arthropoda, Arachnida, Sarcoptiformes, Pyroglyphidae.